UUUUCCUCUCAGUAAAGGACACAAAAGGGGCUGGUACCUAAAAUCAUUGCAUUUUACUCGUGAUGUGUGUUGGUGUCGGUGGCUGCUCAACCUUCCUGCGGGGCUGCUGGGCGAGACCCGGGAGUCCCGGUGUCCCCAGGGCUCCCUGGAGGCGGGCGUCGAGGGAGAUGCCUGGCCCGUUCUCUGCGGCAGCCCCAGGGCGCUGUCCCUACCCGGUGGGGCGCGGGUCAGAGGAGGGGGGUGCGCCCUGGGCUCCGCCCGAGGCCCCGGAGGGUUCCGGGGUCGGGGCGGAGAGGAGCCUGGCUCCCUCUGCCUCUGGGUUCUGUGCCUCACGUGAUGGGAAGUUUGGCCCUGAGGAUGUUUUGACAUGAACACAGAAGCAUUUUAAUUAAAAUUAUAUUAACAUCAAUGUGUUUGUUGAAGACUUUUCCAGAACAAGCCUGAUGAACCAUUUUCUUUCCCUGGUAAAGUUUUUAUGCAGCCCAGUUAAACUGCUAACUAGCUGUAGCUUUUCCAGUUUGUUACAUUAUCAUGGGAAGGUGCAGCCCGGCCCACCCCACAGGGGCCCCCACAAGGGCCCCCGCAGGGCUGUGUGGAGGACAGGCUGGGCCAGAGUCCCAGUUUCAGGGCUGAGCCCCUGAAGGUCACAGGCACGCCCUUCAGCCCAAAGCCAGGUGCCAGGCCACCUGCGGCCCAAACAGCAGUCCCGUCCCCCGGGGCCGGUGGGCUGACUUCACUGCCCAGGUGUCUGCUGCAGGAGGCCCCUCACCUCUCCAGACAGCUUGCUGUCCCCAGCAGGCGAUGCUGUGCAGCCCAAAAUAAGUCCCCACCCUCCCCUGCCAUUUCAAAGGGUCUCUCCGGACCCUGUGGCCGCCCAGGGCUGCACGGAAUGGGGAGGGGCCCUGUGGUCCCUUCAUUAUACUCAGGGAGCGUCUUAAUCCUGGGGACUACCUCCGAGUCACAUGACCUGGUGAACAAGGACAAGCCUCAUGUUCCGUGAACUGGGACUUCUUGCUUCACGUCCUUGGGGGAAGCUGAUGGUUUCAGACACUGGCCAGUGAGCCCCAGUUUCGCUCCGGCUGCGGCCUGGAGGUGGGUCUUUCCUCUGGGUCCUGGCGCGUGCCCGGGUGUCGUCUGGCCAGACUGUCCUUCCAGCUCAACCACAGCGCCACCUUCAGGGAAGCCUUCCUGCGUAACCCGACCCCUGCUCUUGAGGCCCGCUGCGGUAACCCCAACGUUAAUGAAGUCCACCCUUAAUUAACCCAGGCUUGCACAUUCAGGUAAAAUCGACGAGUGGGAGGUGGUAGGGAACGGUGGGGACUGUGGCGCGCACAUGACCACCUAGACGGGCGGUUCCGAUUGGGACCACUGUUUUCAGAGCUUUCAUAUUUUCAAAAGGAGCCAGAAAUCUAGGUUUUUUCGGUUAAAAUACCCCAACAUUUAAACAUAAGUUAAUAGUUUUAGAAACGAUGUAAGCCAAACAGUGCACACCCACGGCUCCCCACAUGUGGCCUGCGGUUUAAUAUCUUUCUCACUGGGCUGUGCUCCACAGGGGCACACGCCAUGCACUCAGCACCACGUCCCUCGUCCGGGUUCAGCAGACUCGAGACCAGCGCAGGCCUCGGCCCACGGCCCCGGGGUCAGGAAGCCUUGUGAGGAGACGGCACCCGUUGUCCCAGCCUCUCUUUUAUUGCCUCUGCCAAUGUCCCCUCCUCCCAGGCCCCUGUGGGCCUGUCACCCUCCGCCCGCCCCCAUCACAGUGGCCUCUGUGACAUCACGCGGGGCCCAGCCCCAGGCACCCGGUCUCCCGGUGCCAGGGCGGACAGACCCACCAUGAGCAGCCUCCUUCCCCACCUCUGCUCGCCAUGCGGACGCUGACAUGGUUCUUGUUCUUGCCUCUGUGCCUGUCCUGCGGCUGUGCCUUUAUGUUUUCUUCCGUGAGGGGGAACAUCAAAGAGCCCCAGGGCCAGGCGCCCUGCGGGGGGCACUUCCGGACCAGGCAGGGGCUCCCGGAGCACGCCCCGGGCUGGCUCACCAGCAAGUGGCCCUGGCUCCUGUUCGUGGGGGCGCUGUACGCGGUUCUCAAGUUUCGGGGAGGACACGGUGAGAAGAGUAAGGAAAAGAAUCCUCCAGGCCUUCGAGGCUGUUUGGGGCGAGCUCCACUAAAGAAAAACCAGAGCGCCUCCCCCAGCAAAGACUUCACGAUCACCACCUUACACCAGCUCGAAAUGGAACUCGUGAGAUUCCUGUCCAGAAUACGGCACCUGAAGGACGCGGCGGCCAACGGCAAUAACCUCAAGCUCCCGAUCUUCGAGGUGCCUUCCGACCCGCAAAAUAAAGUUACGAUAUAUGAGAUAUGGGGCGAAGAGGAAUGCGAAUGAAAGGAUUUGUGUAUCGAAGUAGGACAGAAAAAGUUGAGUGUUGACAAAUGAUAUGCAAACCAAUAAACCUAUUCUGAAGAAAAAUCUCAAAUUUGAGAUUUUUUCCCCCUGUUGUUAACCUUGAAAAAAUAAAUGUGA
Artibeus jamaicensis (Jamaican fruit-eating bat) is the source of this 2519-nucleotide messenger RNA. Its product is annotated as protein FAM209-like. The record is from RefSeq and is a predicted model, not a curated record. Bases 1866 to 2381 code for a protein of 171 amino acids. The transcript is spliced from 2 exons. Lineage: Eukaryota; Metazoa; Chordata; Mammalia; Chiroptera; Phyllostomidae.